AAAUAGAACCAGCGAUAUCAGCAGACUCGAUGACCCAGGCAGAGAUAUACCAGAGCUCCACACAGCAACGAAGAUACAUCGCUUUCGUUUCGUUUGAGCUAGUCAGCAAAGAGUGAAGUUGGCAUCAACUGUAUAAUCGAGUUGAUAACGGGAACGAACAUGUUUCUUUCCGCGAAGCUAUACUUUCCUAUAUAAAGGCUUAGCAAUGCUGACUCAGGUAGCAGACGACAGCUACUACUGUGGAGGACGGACGCUGGUUGUCACACAGCGAAUAACGGCACGCCCACCUUUAAUCAAAAUAGUUUUACAGACACAUUAAAGUAACGACACAAUGGCGCAUUACCCAGGGCCAACACAGAUUGUGUUUUCCUUUGACACAACUGGCUCAAUGUCCGCUAUACUGGACGAGGUUCGAGGUCGCCUCCAGGACAUGAUACAGCGUCUUCAGGCAGACAUCCCGGGGAUAAGCAUAAGUGUAGUGGCACACGGGGACUACUGUGACAAGGACAUGUUCUAUGUUACCAGUCACCUGGACUUCACAGACAACGUCAUGGAACUGUGCAACUUCGUCAACGAGUCUGAAGGGACAGGUGGGGGUGAUGUAGAAGAAUGCUAUGAACUGGUUCUGCGACUUGUCAGCGGAUUGGCAUGGAAAGGGGAUUCCCAGAAGGUGCUCAUCAUGAUCGGAGACGCGUAUCCCCACGAACCUGACUAUCCACUGAACACAAUGAACCUGGACUGGAGAGUUGAACUACAGGACCUAGUCAACAUGGGUGUCCGUGUGUACGGCGUGCAGGUGGGUGGGGACGAGACGUCCCAGACCUUCUUCCAAGCCUUGUCCGACAAGGGAGGGGGGCAGUAUCUGAAGCUGGAGAACUUCUCCAACAUCUGCACCUUCAUCAUGGCCAUCUGCUACAGGGAGAGAGGUGAAGACUUCCUUCAGGAUUAUGAGGCUGAAAUCCGAGCAGCUAAGGGGAAGAAAUCUAUGAAUAAGGAUCUGGAGGGCCUGUUUGGAACGUUGAGGAGAGAUGAUUCCAAGGCCAGCAGUGUUGGAGGACCAGGGGCACUCAUAGGGCCACUUCCAGAUCCGAUAUCACCCCUCUCACUGUAUACACAACCAUCAUUUGAUACACUGGCACCAACCGCUGUGGUGGCAAAAUAUAAAACAAAGAAAGUAAGAAAAACAGUAAAGAAAUCAAAGCCAAGAAAGCGAAUUAAGACUGAAAAGAAACGUCUUCGAAGGGAAAAAGUCCCUCAUACCAAUUUCGCAUACAAUGACUAUCGUUGGUCACCAUGGCAACUUGCAAUCGUCCCAUCCCGAGAUCAAACUACAGGCGGAACGUGGAAAGACUUUAGGCAUGGUCUGGGGCUCAAGAAGUGUUGUCUGAAUCUCUUCAAGAAGUCCGGCAACAAACAUACAUUUGUCGAAGUUUCAGUUCAACCGAGACCUCAUGCAAAGCGACAAGUGGUCAUGUUCAAGGUACUGAAUGGUAACCUUUCCCCCGAGAACUGGUUCCGAUUGUUGUUUGGUCGGAGGAAGAUACAGGAGGAAUUAGAAAGAGUCCUGAACAGUGGGUGUAGGUUGUUUGUGCGCAAGGCGCAGUUGAAACGAUCUGGACACACAGUCAAACAAGAAGAGAAAGACAUUUCCAGUUUGUACGACUACGCCUGGCAAACGUCAGACAAAUGUCAUAGGGGCGUAUACAUAAAGAAGUACGACUUUUAUAUCUCUGGUGAUGGCCAGUGAUGUGUUGUGAAAGAGUGUUUGACUGUACGAUACAGAGGUGGACAUCUACGUGUAGGGGGACCAGGGAUGAUAUCCCAUGAAUAAAAAACAUUGUUUAUACUGUACCAGUAGCUAACCACCCUCACGCUCUAGUGGAAAUGUUGAACAUGUAUUGUGCUUGUGAUAAAACUUUUAAUUUCUAUUGAGAUGGGAAUGAUCAUUUUGAAGGUGAAGAUCAUGCUGUACUUUAACAUUGCCAUCGUGCGUUUGAAAAGGUCCAUGCUGUGUUUUUUCCUCAUAUUGUAAUAUAAGCCAUAUUGUGGAUAUGUUAUGGACAUGUUUAUGGUUACCAAAUAAAUAUAUUUGAAUGAAUAA
Haliotis rubra (blacklip abalone) is the source of this 2101-nucleotide messenger RNA. RefSeq lists its product as uncharacterized. The transcript is spliced from 4 exons. Lineage: Eukaryota; Metazoa; Mollusca; Gastropoda; Lepetellida; Haliotidae. The record is from RefSeq and is a predicted model, not a curated record. The coding region runs from base 332 to 1747 and encodes 471 amino acids.